This is a messenger RNA of Aspergillus melleus, 1365 nucleotides long. RefSeq names its product cyclin-dependent protein serine/threonine kinase regulator SSN8 (gene ssn8). The coding region runs from base 449 to 1171 and encodes 240 amino acids. The transcript is spliced from 2 exons. Lineage: Eukaryota; Fungi; Ascomycota; Eurotiomycetes; Eurotiales; Aspergillaceae. Gene Ontology annotation, biological process: positive regulation of transcription by RNA polymerase II. Gene Ontology annotation, cellular component: nucleus; mediator complex. Gene Ontology annotation, molecular function: cyclin-dependent protein serine/threonine kinase regulator activity. The record is from RefSeq and is a predicted model, not a curated record.
UACUAUUCUAUCAUCCAUGCUGGCCAAGUAGCCUACAUCGCUAGACCUUGACAUAUACAAGCAUCCCCCUCAACUACGCCAUGACUGUGCGGUCGAUCGGGAUCUAAUGCUGGAAUUCCUCAAAGCUCCGACAUCUCCGUCAGUCUAGGUCUAGUAUAUACUACUACUCCCGUCUCCCCUCCCUUUCGGGGCUGAACGGGCCAUGGCUGCCAAUUAUUGGGCGUCGACUCAGCGUCGACACUGGCUAUUCACGCGCGAAAGGUUGAUGGAGAUCGGCGAAGGGUUCAAGGAACGAGACAAGAUCGCGCAUUCCCAGUUUCCUUUGCCGGAUCAAAGGUUGCUCAAUAUCUAUUUUAGCCAACGUAAGAGAAGAUGAGAUGUGGCGUGAUGAUUCUCGCAGCGACUGAGAGCUGAAAAUCCGGCAGAACUGAUUAAACUUGGAAAGAGGAUGUCGACUCGACAGCAGGCACUCGCAACGGCUCAAGUGUACAUCAAGAGGUUCUACACCAAAAAUGAAAUCAGACACACCAACCCUUAUCUGGUCGUAACGACCGCAUUUUAUCUCGCCUGCAAAAUGGAGGAAUGCCCUCAACACAUUCGCUUUGUCGUCGCCGAAGCGCGUAACUUCUGGCCGGAGUUUAUCGCUCCCGAUGUCUCGAAGUUGGGCGAGUGUGAAUUUGCCUUGAUCUCCGAGAUGAACUCUCAGCUUAUUGUUCAUCACCCGUACCGAACGUUAUCGGAGCUACAGCCCGAACUAGCUCUUACGUCCGACGAGGUUGCUCUCGCGUGGUCAGUGAUCAACGAUCAUUACCUGACGGACUUACCACUACUUUAUCCGCCCCAUGUCAUUGCAGUCAUGGCUAUUAUCGUCGCCAUCGUUUUCAAGCCGAGUCAAACCAACUUCCAUGGAUCUGCGGCUCCCAUAGCCUCGGCCAUGCGAGACGGGGGCAUGAAUAUUCUAGCGGCACUGGGGGAUAGGAACGGCAGCGGCCCACCCGCUCGGAUUCAGAAAAUCAUCGCUUGGCUGGCCGAGAGCGAAGUUGACGUCCGAGCCGUCAUUGAGUGUACCCAGGAGCUAGUGUCGCUGUAUGAGGUCUGGGAGCAGUACAGUGAAAAGCACUGCAAGGAACUCCUAGGCCGGAUGAUCAAGAGCAGGAAUCUUGACAAGUAGGUUUGAACAGAUUUGGAAACAUUGUUCUACGGACCAUUUGGAGUCUUCGGUUCAACCUCAGCAUUUCCAGUAUCCGGGUUCCGACCAACAAUUCAUUGGUCAUUGAGAUGUCAUUAUCAUUGCAUGGGUCCAUGCAUAUACGCAUAUACUACAGCCAGUAUAUCAAUACUGAAUAUAUAUUCACGGAGUAACUG